AUGGCGGAUUUGCUCCACGGCCUCAUCCAUGACACAGACAGCGGUGGGUCGCUCCCUGCUGAGGAGAACGAUCAGGUCAGGCUCCACGACUUCCUGAUUGCUCGGGCAGCGCGCGGGAGCCGGUAUCCCUUUGUGCUGGAUACGCAGUGUUCCGUGUUCCAGUGUAUGUACGAGGAGCAGCCGCAGUGGGAUGUGACUUGCGACAGCGACACCUCUCCUCCAAAGCCGCGGAUAGAGAACCGACAGACACUUCAGAGGCCAGUUGUUGCCCAUGGGAACGGCCACACCGGGCGUUGGUUCCUCUCUGCUUUGUACAGCGAGAUGAAGCUUUUGGACCAUCUGGGCCUGCGCAUGGAAGAGCUACAGCACCUGCAACACGAGAUGCCCGUGCCUCCGGGCACGGAGGUUACUGAGGAGAUCAAGGCUGAAUAUUGCCCGUGGUGGUACAUGCCAGGAGUGCACAAAGGUGCAACUGACGGCUUUGCCACAUUCAGGAUGAUUCGUGAGAUGCAGUGCGGGCCGGCAAGGCAGAGAUAA
Messenger RNA from Symbiodinium necroappetens, 537 nucleotides. Lineage: Eukaryota; Dinophyceae; Suessiales; Symbiodiniaceae. The record is from the annotation of a GenBank genome assembly.